AAAGGUGAUACCGGAGAAGCUGGAGCAGCAGGCGCAAAAGGUGAUAAAGGCGAUACUGGUAUGAAAGGUGAUACCGGAGCAGCUGGAGCAGCAGGCGCAAAAGGUGAUACCGGAGCAACUGGAGCAGCUGGAGCAGCAGGCGCAAAAGGUGAUACCGGAGAAGCAGGCGCAGCAGGCGCAAAAGGUGAUACCGGAGAAGCAGGAGCAGCAGGCGCAAAAGGUGAUACUGGAGCAGCAGGCGCAGCAGGCGCAAAAGGUGAUACCGGAGCAGCAGGCGCAAAAGGUGAUACCGGAGAAGCAGGCGCAGCAGGCGCAAAAGGUGAUGCCGGAGAAGCAGGCGCAAAAGGUGAUACCGGAGAAGCUGGAGCAAAAGGUGAUACUGGAGAAGCUGGAGCCAAAG
Molecule: messenger RNA, 400 nt
Organism: Priapulus caudatus
Lineage: Eukaryota; Metazoa; Priapulida; Priapulimorpha; Priapulimorphida; Priapulidae
Product: macrophage receptor MARCO-like
Exons: 1
Source: RefSeq, a predicted model, not a curated record